UGGAAUGGCGUUUUUAUGAAGAUGACCAAUCUUUUAUACACUUGACCGGCGUCGUUAUUAAGCGAUUCCACUAUUUUACCGUCUAUUUGAGCGAGAUAUUGUAACAUAUUUAACGCAUUUUUUCGUUUUCGUUUCGUUAUUAUUAGACUCUUGACUAGACAUGUUUUCGUGUCUUUGAAUCGUCAAGUUAAAAUAGCCUGUAAGACGUUUUCCUAUGCCCAGAAGAUUUACUUUAUGGGCUGCGUCAGGAACUGAUACAGUUUUAGAGCAUCCAGAAAGUAGGCUUCUACAUUUUUUUCCGGUGCUCAUGAUUUUUUGGUAUGUUUUGACAAAGGCAUUCGCCAGCUGAUCCGGAUACUUAAAACAGUAUCGUCUUCUUUGUCGCUUGGGACAUUACGUGAACAGACAGAGACGUCUAGUGUUUCUUUUGAAGUGAUAGACGAGCGACAGAGCGAGUACUAGCCAGAGGAGGAGAGAAGACCCCACCGUCACGUUCCGGGAAAACUGGCCUUCCUUAAAGGUGUGCGGAGCACGUGCCACUGCCAUGCUGUCACUGGACGAACCGCUGGACCUGAAGCUGCCGACGGGCCGAGACCGCGCGCCCCAGAGGAUGUCCAUCUGCGCCCCGCUGCACGCCACCCGCGCCCGCCAGGCCCGCACGGCUAACGACAAGAGCGUCAUCACGCCCGUGCCCCCCUCCUCACCGCCCACAGGUGUGCCUGUGUCCCCCCAGGCGAAGCAGGAGCCCCAGACCCCCCCUGCCAUGGACCUGACCUCUCGACACAACUCAGCACCUCCCUCCCCUGUCGACACCCAGUCCAACGGGGUUGGCACACACUCCUAUCUCCCCAGGGAGUCUGCAAACGCCCACUACCUGGAGGGCGGGGCCUCAGCACAGGGAUUCCAGUUCUUCCUGCCCAUUGGUGCAGGAGGCAGCUUCCAGCUCCCCUCCUCCCUGUUCAUUGGUCGGAACGGGGAGAAGCGCACGUCACCCGAGCCCUCCUCAGACGAGCAGCUGGCCUGCCGCUGGAAGAAGUGCCGCCUGCUGUUCGACUCGCUGCAGGACUUGGUGGAUCACGUUAAUGACUUUCACGUGAAGCCCGAAAAGGAUUCUGGGUACUGCUGCCACUGGGAGGGGUGUGCACGCAGAGGGCGUGGUUUUAACGCCAGGUACAAAAUGCUGAUCCAUGUUCGCACCCACACCAACGAGAAGCCUCACCACUGCCCUACCUGCAACAAGAGCUUCUCACGCCUGGAGAACCUCAAGAUACACAACCGCUCACACACAGGCGAGAAGCCCUACAUCUGCCCCUACGAGGGCUGCAACAAGCGCUACUCCAACUCCAGCGACCGCUUCAAGCACACGCGCACGCACUACGUGGACAAGCCCUACUUCUGCAAGAUGGUGGGCUGCCUGAAGCGCUACACCGACCCCAGCUCCCUGCGCAAGCACAUCAAGGCCCACGGCCACUUCGUGGCGCAGGAGCAGAACCCGUCGUCCGGCAUGGAGGCCCUGCUGAAGGCCGGCCGCCUGGUGGCCGCCGCCGCCGCCGGGGGUCCCCCCAUGCUCGGGUGCGCCCGGUCCAAGGGCGACUCCACCCCUCCGCCCGAGCUGCCCUACGUCGCCGGGGCCCACAUCAUCCUUCCGGGGGCUGCCGCGGCUGCCGCAGCUCUCUUCGGGGGCCACGGCCUGCAGGGCCUCGGCGGAGCCUCGCUGCCCCUGUCCAACAUCGGGCCGCUGGAUCUGAGCGCGCUGGGGAGCCGGGUGGCCUCCGCCCCGGGCCUGUCCCACGGCGGGCACCUGGGGCUGGGCAAGCCCCCGUCCCUGCUCUCGCCCCUGUUCCCGGGGGCCUCUCUGGGGCUGGGGCCCCUGCUGGCCAGCAGAGCCCGGGGCCGCAAGAGGGCCAGGGAGGAGGAAGACGAGGAGGACGACGAGGAGAGGAUGGAGGAGGAGGACGGAGAAGAGGAAGAGGUGGGCUUCGGACGCGACCCCAUGUCCUGGGUCGUCAUUCCACCCGGGAUGGUGGUGUUAAGGCCAGCUGUGGUCAACUAAGCAACGGGGCCCUUCGGGAAAGGGUGCUGAAUGGAUGUGUGUGUCUGUGUGUGUGUGUGUGUGUGUGUGUGCACAAGUGUGAGUGAGAGAGAGUGUGUGAGAGCGUGUGGGUGUGUUGAGAAAUUUUGGGGAGGGGACGAAUUUCCACCAUUCCUACAACGGUUCAUAGGUAGAAUUGAACGCUUUUUUUGUGUCUCUCUCUCAACGAAAGCUAUAACAGAAUAACCCUAUUCGUUCCCUACAGAAGAUCGAAAUAAGAGUCGGAAGCUAUGGGACAGUUUUACUUGAACAUUCCUACCUGAGGCCUAAUGAAAUAAGCAUGUCUUAACCAACGACACGUGGCUUCCUCCUGGUGAACAACUUGCUAAGGGAGUAGCAUCUACAAGCUAAAGAGAAAGGGCAAUAAGGCCGUUCCAGAGGUGCGACUGGACACGUGACUCACUCUUAAGCCAUCCGUCGUGAGGCUUAUGCUGUCGUAGCAGCGUGACGACAGUGACGACGCGGUCACUCUAUGUUCGGUCUAAUGUUGACAGAGACCCUGAGAGGCCACCAUGGGACAGAACUUUCUGUUUCUUUUUCCUCUCUCUCUCUCUCUCUCUCUUUCUCUCUGACACACCUUUGCCUUUCCUUUCAACAAAUUUUGCUUUCCCUCCCACAAACCCUCCACAUUCUGUGGCAAUACUAUUGUGCUCACACUUGUUACUGUGAGGGAAUACAACGGUAACACAAGGGAAUGCAAAAACAAGCAUUGUAAGGGAACGCAAGGUAGUAAAGAAACUAGCGACAGGAUACAGAUGUAUUUCCAAAUACGGGGAACUCUAACUCUGGCUUCUUAGGGGUCCAUACAUUUCAGAGUGCUUCUCAAAGGCAAUUUACCCUGACAGUCCAGCAACCCAACAGCCCCCUUAAGGCUGUCUGUCAAAGCAUUCUUUUGCACUUUAUGCUGUUCUAGAACCGUUUUUUUUUCUUUCAGUUUCACAGGACCUCUACUUCAUGACAUAGCAAACAAAAACAACAAAGAUACAUUUUUUGUUUGUUUGUUUGUUUGUUUUUAAAAAUGUUCUUUAAAAGUUUUUUUUUUUCUCUCUGACGAAAGGCAACACACCAACGUCUCAUAUCUCAAAUGUUCUUUUAUAUGAAUUCCAUUGUUCGUGGGCUUCUGAGUCUUUGUAUGAAAAUUGAUGCUAUUUGUAUGUGAUUUCUAGGCAGACAAACCCCAUGCAAUAGUGUGGUGCAACUGAAACAGUUCUGACAGGCUGUGGAGACAGCAACAACGGACCAUGAGCUUUUAAGUUUUGAAGCCGAGUUAAACGCUUUGCUUUUUUUCGUCUGUGAUACUAACCUACCCUGCCGCUUCAGUUGCUCCCUUCUCAAAGGAUAGAAGUUGACGUUGCACUCAGACAAGCCUCAAAAAGAAGCUCUUGGUGGACAAUCAUCACAUUGCUGCUUAUUGCACAUACUUAACAAACUCUAGCUUAGCAUGACACAUCUGUGAACUAAAAAGCUAAAUGUAAGCUGAGAGAAGAGUAAAUUCUAUACAUAUUGCUAGCUGUGUGACAACGAGGACCAGUAGCAUAGCCUACUGCAGGACUUGGACCAUGGUACUGCUCCUGUAACUGCUUAACAAAUGUGAGUCAAUACUCAUGGCUUCCAUGAAAAGUAGCCUACUAGAGAUGCAAAAGGUCUUCUAGGUAACAACAAGUACUGAGAGUAAGUAGGUACAGAGAAGGUUAAGUGACCACAUUACCGCUCCAGUCCAUUUGUAGAUUCGCUCUUUGGCUACGUCCAGGGAUCUGCUGGGGGGAUGCAGCUCACGGACCUCUGAACUGACCUGACCGCCUGUUGUUUACUGAACGUGAGAUGUGUUUGACAGGUGCUUUGUGUCGGCGUUCUUUUCCGUGAUCCUCCUCCCGUUUCCUCGAGACUAGAGGAAGAGGAGACUGUGGUCCACCUAAUUCCCCUCUUUUGCGUUUUUUUAUCUCAAACGGUGUAGCCCACUGAGACACCCGUGUCCAUCCAUCACAAGGCUAUCAGGGUGCGGUGUUGCACUUAUGAUACAGUUUAGGAAAGUAAACCGAGUGACUCACAUGGUCUCUACGCCGGUGGCCAUCUUUGAAUAUGCAGUAUUUGAGUUAACGCAGUAUGCCGGCUAUGCUAGCUGUCACAAUAAGGACGUGGAGUCCACACCUCUUCUUGCACCAUUGUGGCUGUGCUGUUUUAUGAGUAUAAAAUCAGAUCGUAAGUCUGAUAGGAUUCAUUCUAUUAUAUUUCUGUGAUGACGAAACAUUUUUAAUGUUGAUUGUAUUAGCUUUUUUUUUUUUUUUUUUUAAUUGUCCUUUGUCACGUAUUGCUGCUCUGUGCUUCCAUUGACACGGACCUGGUCACGGUCUACUCCCUGACACAUUAUGUUUAAACAUUAACAGAUAAGCAUUCACUUACGGUAAUAAUAGAUUUCUCCUAUUUGAAAUCAGCAGCUGAGCAUUCUUGUGUGUGUGUGUGUGUGUGUGUAUGUAUGUGUGUUUGUGUGUGUGUGUGUAUGUGUGUGUGUUUUUUAACCAUUUAGCUGUUGUUGUUUUUUUAUUUGCACAUAAAGAUAUUUAAUUAUCAGUAUUUUAAUGGUCCGAAGUGCCUUCUAUUUAGGUGAAAGUAGACAACAUACAGUGUAUGAGAUAAGCAUUUAUGUAGAGUUAUCUGUAUAAAUGUAUAUUUUCCCCCCAAGUCUUUGUUUUUACGGACAAUUGUGAGGGAUCCAUAAAACUAAAAUGUGUGCAAUUAGAACCUCUUUAGAGGUCUCUCCUGUUGUUAAGGAUGUAUUUUGUAACUGUUAAAAGAGAAGUGAUGUCUUCUUCCUCAAUUCAACACCUGUAUCUAAAGAUUUUGUUUUGCACCUAGAGUCAGACUGGAGGGUCUGGCCUGUAGAAAAGACACUAAGAACUACAGGACGUCAGUUUAGUCCACAGUGGUCCACAACUGAUCCCACACCACAGAGUGUAAAAAGAGAAAGGAAAUGAAAUUUAGUGUUUCAGCCGCAGAUGAGCUUGUUUUACAGCACAGACAAUCAGUAGAAUGCAGAUCUGUGAAACCAAACCAGUGUACACACACAUCGUCUCAGCUGUGGUUGAGGAAAGGUGUCACAGGCUGCUUUUGUUUGAAAACAACAAAAAAGGGUUCCGUUCCCAUUGGAUCAGGGGCCUGUUUGUAGUGGCCGUGUACCAAAAAGAUUUGUGCAAUUCUAGACACAGCACAAAGACGUUUAGAACUGAAGACACUGACAACAUAUUAGUAAGGAAUGGUCUUUUUUCACUUGUCAAUAGAAUUGCAAAGAAAGAAAAAAGUUAUGACACAUUAGGAGAUAAUGCAUUAAAUUUGAUGUGUAGAUUUUUUAUGUUUCUAAUUUGCCUCCACUUCAACGGCUGAAUUAAAGGCACUGAUACAUUGUUGAUGAAGUGCUUGGAAAAAAAUCUGCCAUUUUAAAAUUUCUAAAAGAAAAUGAAAUAAAUACUUUUCCCAUCCCAUUUUCACCACUGAGGGGUGCUAUAAAUAAAAACAAAUAUUUGCAAUAUCAUGAAUUAAUGUUUUUUUUUUUUUUUUCAGAAAACAAGGAAACACAUGUUUACCAAGAGCCAGUCAAAACGUAGUCACUAGUAAUUAUGAAGUCAAACAAUUCUUGUAACGUUGAUCUAUUUUGGCCUAUUAACCUGCUGAUCUGUUGUAUGAGUGUGGCCAAGAUAAAUGCUGACAAUUUAUAUGUCUGGACACAUGUUAAGCUGACAUUUAAUGAUGAUUGGCAUAAUCCUUUUCAGAGAAAAAAAAGAGAUAUUUUUUACACUUUGUUAUGUGGGACCAAGGGUGAAAUGUAGCAUUUAGCAUAAUUAAUUUCGAGACUUACAGUUUUGUCACUGUAAUACCGCCCUUGAACAAUCAGGCUCAUGGACAUCAAACAGAACUCCCAAAUGAGAGUUACAAGAAAAGCCCAAAUAUGAACCCUCCUGUUUUUUUUCAAGCCAUCUUUGAGUCAGCUUUGUUAUCAAUGGUUACGACAAUGGCAACAAUGUCAGAUCAAGAAGAAUGACACUAAUGGUGUUAAUUAAACAGCAUUUGACAAACAC
Messenger RNA from Sardina pilchardus (European sardine), 6162 nucleotides. It is a transcript of the gene glis2a, whose product is annotated as GLIS family zinc finger 2a. The record is from RefSeq and is a predicted model, not a curated record. Gene Ontology annotation, cellular component: nucleus. The transcript has 7 exons. NCBI's taxonomy places the organism in Eukaryota, Metazoa, Chordata, Actinopteri, Clupeiformes, Clupeidae. Gene Ontology annotation, molecular function: DNA-binding transcription factor activity, RNA polymerase II-specific; RNA polymerase II cis-regulatory region sequence-specific DNA binding. Bases 545 to 2053 code for a protein of 502 amino acids. Gene Ontology annotation, biological process: regulation of transcription by RNA polymerase II.